Diutina rugosa is the source of this 1047-nucleotide messenger RNA. RefSeq lists its product as uncharacterized. Lineage: Eukaryota; Fungi; Ascomycota; Pichiomycetes; Serinales; Debaryomycetaceae. The transcript has a single exon. The record is from RefSeq and is a predicted model, not a curated record. Bases 1 to 1047 code for a protein of 348 amino acids.
AUGCAAAAGACGAACUUAAAGUCGACAAAAGCGGGUAACAAAAAAGGAACCCCUGUUGUUAAGAAGAUUAACAACGAUGUCGACGACCAACCACGUCGAGUGCUUCGUUCUGGGAAGAACAACGUAAGUGACCAACCACAACGAGUGCUUCGUUCCGGAACGGUCAAGCCGAAAUCGGCUGACGACAAGGAGCGUCGCCAAUCGUGGAGCGACGAACGCAAAGGAGUCGUUGACAAAGCCGAAAAAAUUCUUGAUGGGCCUAUUAGCAAGGAUGCUGAAGCUGGCAACAAGGACCCGAUUGAACCAGUCAUCAGAAAAGCUAAGAAGAAAGCUUCCAAAAAGGCUGGUACAAAGAAUUCCAACGAGGCUAGUGAUGAAAAGACUGGCAAACCAGCUGACAAAGAGCUCGACCUCAUCAUUGACGACGCCCCCAAGCUGACUGACGCUGACGACUCUACUAACGAGGGGCCCCAAAAGUCUGUCGACGAUGGUCAGACUACUCAAGACAAAACCCCCAGCCAGGACGAAAUGUCGUCGUCGUCAACUGACUCGGAUGACGACGUGGUUUACCGGCGCUCGCCAGCGAAACACACCAACGCCGAUGUCGACCGCUUCUUCACGAUCUACUUCAAAAUGGAGAAAAAGAAUGCUUCCAAAGCUGCUCGGGAAGCAGGUGUUACCAUCCCCGCGGCUCAGAGAUGGGUGCGGGAGUGGAAGCAGCUGGGAGAGUUGAGAAUUCCUUAUCUCACAGAGUGGGUGAGAACCUUCGACAAACCCCGUGGUUGGAAAUCUGACUUCUUCAGGGCUACCCCUAACGACAAAGUGAUCAUUGAUUCACGACUCAUUCGUCAGCUGCUGGCGGGUGACAAAUACUACCAAUUUCUCUCCGAAUACUGGGAAAUGAAGAGACAACAACAGUGUGAACGGAUGGAUGUUGAAGAGGUUAUUGAUGUGUUGGAAUUGAACUUCGAAGGACUCAAGCUUGACCGACCCAAGUUCCGCCAAUCGCUCAGAGACGAAGGCAUUUCCCACCGCAAAUACGAUUGA